UCCGAUUCCAAAAUUCAAAAUCGAAGCCUCUCUCUCUCUCUCUCUCUCUCUCUCUCUAGCUCCGGCAACCACCACGAACUCAUGGCGGCUAACGAUGAAACCAUUGAAAUGCUCACUGAAAAGUUCAAUCAAUUCGUCAUUCACUGCAACAAUUCCAAUCCAUCCUCAGAACCUAACAUGGCAGAUAAAGCUUCUGAACUAGACAAUGCAUCACUGCAAUUGAAUGAGCUCACUGACAACACGGAUGAGAAUAGUAUGUCGAACGAGAUCCAUGAAAUUUCUCCUGAUCAAGGUCACACACUCCCAAUUUUGAAGAAAAUUCUUGACUUGAGUACUGAAGUUCAGAAUUUGAAGAAACAACAUGCAGCCCUUUCUGAUCAAGUGAAACUAGCAACUGAAUCAUUUCCUGGCCUAGAGGUUAUCAAGUCUGUUAAGCUUCUGGAGUCAGAAAAUUAUCUUUUGAAAAGAAAGUGCCUGGAGGAGUCUUUGGAGCGUAAGCGCCUUUACAAUGAGGUUAUUGAACUCAAGGGAAAUAUCAGAGUUUUCUGCAGAUGCAGGCCAUUGAAUCAAAGUGAAGUUGCAAAUGGAUCAGCGGUAUCUGUUGCCAAUUUUGAGUCAUCUCCUGAGGAGCUACAAGUCAUUUGCUCUGAUUCUUCUAAAAAGCAAUUUAAAUUUGAUCAUGUAUUCAGGCCUGAAGAUAACCAAGAGGCUGUUUUUGCGCAAACAAAGCCUGUUGUUACAUCAGUGUUAGACGGGUUUAAUGUUUGCAUUUUCGCAUAUGGCCAAACUGGUACUGGCAAGACUUUUACUAUGGAGGGAACACCAGAGCACAGGGGAGUUAACUAUAGAACCCUGGAGGAAUUAUUUCGGAUAUCUAAAGAGAGACAAGGAAUGAAAUAUGAAUUGCUUGUUAGCAUGUUGGAGGUUUACAAUGAGAAGAUAAGAGAUCUCUUGGCAGAAAAUGUUUCUGAACCUUCUAAGAAGUUGGAAAUAAAGCAAGCUGCUGAUGGAACCCAAGAUGUCCCAGGAAUUGUUGAAGCUCAUGUUUAUGGAACAGAAGAUGUUUGGGAAAUGCUGAAGUCUGGAAACCGAGUCAGAUCUGUUGGAUCCACCGGUGCAAAUGAACUUAGCAGUCGUUCUCAUUGUUUGUUGCGAUUAACUGUAAUGGGGCAUGAUCUAAUCAAUGGCCAGAGAACAAGGAGUCACCUUUGGCUAGUAGACUUAGCUGGCAGUGAGCGUGUGGGAAAGACUGAAGCUGAAGGAGAAAGGCUAAAGGAAUCUCAAUUCAUAAAUAAGUCUCUGUCAGCACUUGGUGAUGUUAUUUCAGCACUUGCGUCCAAAUCAGCACACAUACCUUACAGGAACUCAAAGCUCACUCAUCUACUUCAGAGCUCUUUAGGAGGAGAUUGCAAAACUCUAAUGUUUGUCCAGAUAAGUCCAAGUACAGCAGACUUAACAGAGACCCUUUGUUCACUGAAUUUUGCCACCCGUGUUCGAGGAAUUGAGUGUGGUCCAGCUCGCAAGCAAGCAGACCUCACUGAGGUUAAGUGCAAGCAAAUGGCAGAAAAGCUCAAACAGGAUGAGAAGGAAACUAAGAAAUUGCAAGAUAACUUGCAGAACAUGCAAAUGAGACUAGCUACAAGAGAAUUCAUGUACCGAAAUCUUCAAGAAAAGGUUCGGGACCUUGAGAACCAGAUUGCAGAGGAGAGAAAAACCAGACUAAAGCAAGAAAGCAGAUCACUUGCUGCUGUUUCAGCUCAACCUUCAACGAUGUCAUCGGCAAAACCCACAGCAGCUGAGAAAGCCACAAAGAAGCCACCACUGAAUCCUUCUAAAAGACCACCGUUGAGAAGAAUUACUAAUUUCUUGCCUCCACCAUCUGAGAGAAAGCCCUCCUGUAGCUCUUCCAUGGAUAGAAAGGAAAAUAUUGCAAGAACGACCUCAAUGAGGACAAGUACAGAAGUCAUAACGAAACCAAGAAGAAGGGUUUCCAUCGCUGAGAGACCACCACCAGCACCAGCACCAGCACCAGCACCAUCCAAAGUCCUUCUUCAGCCUAGAAGGCGAAUUUCCAUAGCUACACUCCAUUCUGCCACAACUUCUGACGUGGCAAGUCCUCUCCGUUCCUCUGCCUCUCAGGCCAUUGGUGGAAGUGGCGUUCAGCAAUCAAUGAUAAGGAACCAGAGGAAGCCUCGGUAUUCAAGCUUGUUUGCCCCAGCGCCAGCAUCAGUUGAGACCUCGCCGACUUUGAUGAGGAACAGCAGUAAGUUUGCCGGCAGUCCAACGCAGGCAGAUUCCCAGGUGGCGAGGCAUCCAACUGUCCUUGCACUGCAGCGCAAAUAUUUAGUAUGGAGUCCUCUCAAGCUGAGAGGCCUGAAAAAUAGCAGAAAGACAUCACUCUUGCCAUCUCGGCCUUCCACUGAAAUGCAAUGAUCUUUGUUUUCUCAGUAGCAUAGAUGCUCAUAUUUGGAACUAAUCCUUAUAUUUUGAUAAAAUUCAAAUGCUUAUAUCAAGCCCUUGAGUUUAAAAUUCAAACAAAAUAAUGUUCAUGAGCUGCUUUUAUGAAUUCGUUUUCCUUUGCUUAUCCCAAGUUUCUAACUCAUGUGUUUGGUUCAUUGUUCAAUCAAAAUCUCUGAUGCUGUGUCACUAGUUUAUCUUUUUCUCAUUCAUGUACUUCAGGUUUGAAAUGAAUAAAAAUGUCCUAAAAGCA
Messenger RNA from Lotus japonicus, 2710 nucleotides. RefSeq names its product kinesin-like protein KIN-14S. The transcript is spliced from 13 exons. Lineage: Eukaryota; Viridiplantae; Streptophyta; Magnoliopsida; Fabales; Fabaceae. Gene Ontology annotation, biological process: microtubule-based movement. The coding region runs from base 82 to 2433 and encodes 783 amino acids. Gene Ontology annotation, molecular function: microtubule binding; ATP binding; microtubule motor activity. The record is from RefSeq and is a predicted model, not a curated record.